CUGCAUCAGAUGUCCUCCUGUUGUUUCUCCACCCACAACGCGUCACCAUCGUCGCGGACGCCCCUCUGCCAUGUUUGCGUCCUGGCCGUGGAAGAGAAAAUAUGUCUGCUCAGAGCUUUGCUUGUUUUUAGUGAUAAUACUGAUAGCGUAUUGAAGAUUAAAUGCCGUCCACGGUUUAGUAGUCUGACUUUAAGCAAGGCGGAUCUUACACUAUGUCAACCAACGCUGAGGAUUUUGACUUUGAUGAAUAUGACAAACCUGGCAUUGAGCGGUCACGUCGGAGGAGAGGUGAUGAUAUCGUAGAGAGUGAUUUGGAAGAAGAUUUGUUGGAGGAGGACUGGUUGUCUGGUAAAAAGAAUCCUUCAGAAGUGUCGGAUGAAGAGUUAAACGAUGACCUUCUUCAAAGUGAUGAUGAAGACCUAAAUAUGAUUGGUCAGGAUGUUGGCCGCAAUGCCACUUACAGCAUGAGCACAUCCUUUGGACAGCAGGGCGAGUCACAGGAAGCAGACUACGCAGAUGAUGUUGUGAACCUGGGUGCAGAGGGUUGUGAAGACGAUGAGGAGGAGGGGUACCAUCAAGAGGGCGAAGAAGCCUAUACAGAAGAAUACAAUCAAGACAACACAGAGAUGCCUGAAGAUCAAAAUGAUUACAUAAGAAACUUGACCCAGGAUGAUGAUGGCUACCAGGGUGAAGUCUUAGACAUCCAGAUAACUGAACCUAUAGAUAGUGAAUUUCAAGAUGAGGAAUAUGAAGCUACCCAUGAGGAAGACACAGAGGAGGCGGGAAGAGAAAGGGAGCGAGAGGAAGAAGAAACCACCACUGAGGCAUCUCAAGUCUAUGACACAGAAGAGGGUGAACAUGACACUUUGCCAGAUGAUGAAACAAAGGAGGAAUCAGAUGAAGAAGAAGAUGAAGUUGAAGACUCGGGCCGAAUACGAUUUAAAUCUGAAAGGAAGGACGGCUCUGUGGUACGACUGGCGGAUGCAGGCAAUAAAAGGAGGAACAUUCCUGAAACUCUCGAGCUGUCAGAGAAAGCUAAAAAAGAUUUGAUGAAGUUUGGAUUUGAUGGAGAACACGAGCGGCAAAAGAGACCAAAUCGUUAUGGAGGCUAUGGCAGAGGAGGGGGUCGAGGACGCAGAGGAAGAGGAGGAUUUUCUGGGUUUGGAAUGUCCGAUUAUAGAGGAGGACAAAGGAGGAAAAUACAUGACCAAAUGCUUCCCCUGAUGGGAAACAUGAGCAUACAGCCAUCCUCUCACAUGCCACAUCAGCAGCAAUUGCAGUCCCAUCAGCACCACCCUUCACGAGCAAGAGGACCUCCUCCUUUCCAGGAGCAUGGUCGGCCCAUUCCCCAGCAAGCCCUUCAACCUCUCAUCCCCUCUCACAUGGCUCAUCGCUCCCCACCACUGCGACCACAGAUGGAACAACCAUCACGAAUGAUGGGCUCUCCGCCGCCCAACUUCCCGCAGCAUCACCAACAGCAGCCCUCGCAUCCCAAAAACAUCCACAUUAAUCCCCACUUUAGAGGACCUUCACAGUCUUCUGCACAAGUGCCCUUGAUGCCUCCUGCUCAGAGCCAGUCCAGACCUGCUGUGGGUCCUCAGAGGUUUCCUGUAAUGGGAGACUUUCAGCGUCAUAUGCCAGACAGUUUUGGUCAGCCUCAGCGGCCUCCUCAUCACAUGGAGCCCUUGAGGAACCAGCCACCUCAAGGCCCUCAGGACAGGGAGCCCCUGUUUAUAGGAGAGUGCACAGAUCCAACACGGUUUCCAGCGCAGCACAUGUUUGAUCACCAGGGCCCCAGCCCUUUGAUGAACAACAGCAACAACCUCCACCAGCAGCACCUGCCCGGCCAGGGCCACAUGGGCUUCGGCCCGCCAGGACCGCCCUUUAACCAGACGGGCCCGGACCUACUAGGAAUGUUUCAGAGAGAACCUCCAAGACCAAACCUCCCUCCCCACCAAAAUCACCAGGGAGUGGUGAAUUUGAAUCCACAAGGUGGGGCCCCCAACCAACCCAGGCCUUUCAUGAACCCUCGUCAGCCCUUUGGCCAGCAGGGGAACCGUUUCCCCCCACCACAAGUUCAGUUUGGGAUGCAGGUACGACACAGAGGUUUAGCCCCCCCUGUCUCUCAGCUGCCACAUCACGACCCAUUGUCGCCUCAUCCCAUGCACCAUCAGCAGCAGCACCAUAGGCAAGAGUUCCCCCAUCAGCAACAGAUAAAUCUCAGUGAGCCUCGCCCCAUGACACACCAUGGUCAGAAUUUUUUCCAUCAACAGCAUGGUAGCCCGAGGCAGAUGAAUCCUCGCCCUCAGAACCCUCAGCAGCGCAUCAUGUCAAACCGGCAGAGAAUGAACACGCCUAUUUCCAAACAAAUGCAGCAGCGCAACAGCAACCUGCGGGAGCUCCCUGUAGCACCUGGUAACACAAACAUGAACAGGACCCACACCGCCCCAACCCCCGACUCCCCUGCUGCCAACAUCAAGCCUGUUGCCAGGGCAACACCGAGGACGCGUAUGGGCCAGUACACACAGCCGAUGUCUGGCGGCGACAGAGGAAGAGGCCAAGUUGCAAAGCCUGAAUCACAGCCUGGGGGGGCAGACAGGACAAUGGUUAAUAAGGAAACCCUGAGCACACUGUCCAACCCUACACCACAGGACCCUGAUGAAGAUGAGGAGACACGACAGUAUCGUUUGAAGAUUGAGGAGCAGAAGCGUUUGAGAGAGGAGAUUCUGAAGAAAAAGGAGUUACGACGGCAAAUGCAGGCUGGUGUUCGAAAGAGGGAGCUGCUGGAUAGACUUAAUUCUCAGACAAACACACCGUACCAAGGCCCCACUCCUACACAAACUGAACCUCUAUUAUCAAAUCAGCAGCAGCAGCAGCCAGAACAAAAACGACCUCUGCUACAGGCACAACAACCGAGAUUGCUUCCUCAAAAUAUGCAUCAAUCGCUAAAUCACACAUUAACAAAUCCUAAUCAAGACACCACCCUGCAUAUUAGUGGUGCUGAUCAGACCCCUCCACCACGUUUAAAUGUUAAGGCACGCCUCCAAAUGAUAAAAGGCAGUGAACCGGAGCAGCAAUUCUCAGGCACUGGUACCAAACAGCAAUGGAAUUUGCCCCAACAACAUCAGCAGCUACAACAACAAAGGAACAGUUAUGUGCAAAGUGUAAACAGACCCAAUGCUCCGGUUCAGUCUCUUCAAGUUCCUCAGACAUACACACCAAUGGGACAAGACCCAGCUCAGAUUCAAGGACCCAAACUUGGGGCUAAAAGAACUGUGAUGCAAAGAGUCAGAACUUCCAGUAUGGAAGGCCAGCCGGUGCCACAAAAAGUCAGAGUUGUCAAACUUUCAGGACUGAGUGGAAAGGAGCCUGAGGCAUUCGUCGACCCAGUGCAGCAGCAGAGUUCCUGGCAAGUAUCUCCACUCAACCAGAGCGUCCAAAGGAAGGUGACCAUGAUGGGACAGCAGCAGCAGGGACCAGGCGGAACACCACAGGCUAGCCGCGGGGGCAGGGGCAACGCACAGCAAAGCAGGGUCGUCAUGCCAGGCCGAGGCCGGAGCCGAGGCCGAGGAAGUGCAGUUGGUCAGAUGGGUCGAGGUCAUCCAGCACCCACCAGACAGAGCCAGAGAGAUGCAGAGAUCCCUGGUGCUACUGUGUCCAUUGAGGGGCUCUCCACAUCUACAACAGAGUGUCAGCUGAUGAACCUCCUCAGGUCAAUUGGUCCCAUAGAGAUGUUUAAAAUGAUCCCCCAGCAGAGGAAAGCUAUCGCCAAAUUUUCUCAGCCCGAACAUGCUGCGAGUUUCCAAAUGAGCUUCAACAGGCACAUGAUUGAUUUGUCCCACAUUGAUGUGUCACUGAUUGAUGAACAAAGCCUGUAAGAAGUCGCCUUCUCCUCUCGUGGGACGUCUCUUGUGCAUAACUCCACCAGCGGGGCAGGAAAAUCUCCUCCAACUGUUUGGGGUCCAUUCAUCAUCUCUGCACAAAGUUCGACGUUGGUCUCCUUGUCCGGACGAACGAACACAGACAGUAUAAGCUGCAAGCGUGCAUGCAUUUUGACUUUGCCUGCUGUAGGUUUACAAGUACAUUGAAAAGACUGAACGGUGAAUCCCUUUUGUGAUGUUUGUUUUGUUUUUGUUUUUUUGUCCUGCCCACCCAGAUCUUAAACAGGCCCUUUAAGUAGAGCUUAUCACGGGAUAAUGGUUGCUAUCCUCUUCAAAAUAUUUUCAGAUUUGGCAGUAUACACUUUUAUUUUUGAUGCAGGGAGUAGUUGUGGCAGAACAUGGUCCAUGUGCCCAUAUGAGCUUUGUGUUGCCAGUUUUCCUCUCUUCCUGUAGGCGGUAGCGUUUUAUCACAGUCGGUGCUUUGUUCUUUUCAGCUACAUAUCCAGUUUUGGUCAGUGGCGCCACCUAGUGGACAUUGGUUGUACAGACAGAGGUGCUAAUGGUGAUUUAACAGUGACCGGGCAGAGUCUGCACUUUUAUUUUUUUCUUAAAACAUAGUUUUGAAGAUUAUGUAGCAGUAAGUUUCUGGUUGGAACUGUUCUCUGGAUUGAAAGUUAAAAAUUGUUUUUGGGUCUUCUCUGUUCCAUGAGUAUUAUUAGGUUGCUUUGUUUACCUUUUACCCGGAUUGUGUUUGGAAUAAACCUGUUUUAGUUCCAUGUUUGAUUGUGGAGUAUUUAGACUUUGCUUUUCAUAUCUGUGCUAGGAGUGCUUGUGGACUUUUUAAGGUUAAGAGACGCCUUCGUUUCAUUGUCGGGAAGUGUUAGAAAGAGUCGUUGUCGGUUUUUAUUGAGUUAAAACUACGUUUUUGUCAGAUAAUUCUGCUCAGAUACAAUUUUGUGGGAAAGUGAGGUGUUGUAGCUACUGAUCCAAAAUUGUCUGAUAAGUUGGUGUUUUAUAGCUGAGAAGUUGAUGUCAGAAAUCUUUAUUUUGACCGGCCUUUAUGAUGAUAUAGGUACAUUCUCCGUUGCAUCAUCUAAUGUAUCACUUUAUGUUCACAGGCAUUUUUAGCCAUGUUUAGGGUAUCCCACUACAUUACCAACACCUUUAAAUUCAGCAUCAGUUUUGAACAUUUCCUUAUUGAGGCGUCCUCAUUCCUCGUCAUUUCGGCUCAUUUUGCAUUUCUCUUUUACUUUUCCUCUCCCUUCAUUUGGCCACUUUGUUUUAAUGUUUGCUUAGAAAUGUGUUGAACUGAACUAUUUUCAAAAAGCAAAAGAAACGUUUUACUUGCAACGAAUUUACUGAAGCUAAAAGUGAAUUUUGUGUACAUUUUUCAAAAAGAUGGGGGAGCAACCAUUAUCCUUGUAGUCAUCAUGUAUAUAUCAGAUAUUUCUCUUCGUAGUUAUCCUGCUGAAUUCCCUUUCUCUUGUUUAGACAUGUUGUAUCAAGAUAAACAUUUUUAUAUGUAAAGUCUGUGCUCAUGUAUCAAGUCAGAAAUCAUUUUACAAGUUUAUUUUUAUUUUUUAGUUGAUUUUUUUAGACAUAAAAUGAGAGUUGACUGGACCACAUUUCUGUUCAUAAGACAUACAAACAGUUAGGGGAAAACAAAGAAAAAAAAAUAAAAAUUGUGGCCAAUAUACCGUAAACAUGCUGGUUAAACUUUAGUCCGAAGAUGUGUGGUUCUGUGUGGCGUCCACGUGUCUGGUGCCUUUCUCAUGAAGAAUCUGUUCUGUUUUAAUCUUUUGUAUUUCACAGAAUCUGUGGGUAUUCACCUCCCAUCUUGUACAUUUGACAAUAUUCUCUUCUUGAGGAUUAAGUCAUCUUUAAAUGACCAUAACAUCUAGAAAGGAAAUUUCAGGAACCUCGCUGCUUAAAGGGAAACGUCAAUUUAUAGUUUAAUAACGAUGACAUCCUGAUGGGCAGCAACGUGAACUAAGAGGCCGUAAAUGUUGCUUAAAGAUUUCACUUGGGAAAUAUUUUGCUUCAGAGCGAAAAGAACGAGAGAACUCCGUUCUCUUAGCUGCUUCUCUGGAUGACUUCACUCAUAAAACAACAGCUUGUUGUAGAGCUGACGUUUGCAGGGGAUUCUGUUUGUCUUGCAUGUGUCAAUAACACAGAAUCUGUUGCUAUAUCCUUUAAAUUAUUUAUUAAGAUAAACGCACUGAGUUUUAAACAAAGUUAUUCAAAUGGGGGAGUCGUUAUCAGUCAGGAGCCUUAAAAUGUCCCCUAACAUCCCUUCUGGUUGCAUAGUUUUAUUUCCUUAUUUUUAUUUUUGUAACUGUUUGUAUGCUGCACUGUCUAAACUGACUUGUGUUUUCCUCCCUUUUUUGAGUUGUUGAGAGGUUUUUGUUUGCUCGUCUCUGUAUUUCCUGUGCUUUUCUUUUC
Nematolebias whitei (Rio pearlfish) is the source of this 6323-nucleotide messenger RNA. RefSeq names its product RNA binding motif protein 33a (gene rbm33a). The transcript has 19 exons. The record is from RefSeq and is a predicted model, not a curated record. Gene Ontology annotation, molecular function: RNA binding. NCBI's taxonomy places the organism in Eukaryota, Metazoa, Chordata, Actinopteri, Cyprinodontiformes, Rivulidae. The coding region runs from base 213 to 3878 and encodes 1221 amino acids.